Molecule: messenger RNA, 1552 nt
Organism: Drosophila elegans
Lineage: Eukaryota; Metazoa; Arthropoda; Insecta; Diptera; Drosophilidae
Gene: GlcAT-I
Product: galactosylgalactosylxylosylprotein 3-beta-glucuronosyltransferase I
Exons: 2
Coding region: 75-995 (306 amino acids)
Biological process (GO): chondroitin sulfate proteoglycan biosynthetic process; carbohydrate metabolic process
Cellular component (GO): Golgi membrane
Molecular function (GO): galactosylgalactosylxylosylprotein 3-beta-glucuronosyltransferase activity
Source: RefSeq, a predicted model, not a curated record
GCUGUGCCGCACGCAGAUUGCCCGUUUGUUUGUUUUAACAAGUUAAACAUAACGCCUCUCCAAAUUGCCGCAGGAUGUCGGAGGUCCGCAUUCGCCCGCGCCAGGUCCUGAUCCUGAUCAUCGUCUUCCUGGUGGUCCUGAUGAUGGUGCACCGGAACGGAAAGCGCACCUGCCAGGGUCCGGAGUACCUGCAGGCCAUGUUCGCCCAGGCGGACACGUUGCCCACGAUCUACGCCGUGACGCCCACGUAUCCACGACCCGCCCAAAAGGCGGAGCUGACCAGAUUGUCGCACCUGUUCAUGCUCUUGCCACACCUGCACUGGAUCAUUGUGGAGGAUGCCAACAGCACCACGUCGCUGGUCAGGAACCUGCUGGAGAGAGCCGGCCUGGAGAAGCGCUCCACGCAGCUGAACACCAAGACUCCGCCGGAGUUCAAACUGCAGGGCAAGGAUCCCAAUUGGAUAAAGCCACGCGGCGUGGAGCAGCGGAAUCUGGCCCUGGCCUGGCUACGCAACCACGUCGAUGUGGACCGGCACUCGAUCGUGUUCUUCAUGGACGACGACAACUCCUACUCCACGGAGCUCUUCGCCGAGAUGGCCAAGAUCCAGAGGGGUCGCGUCGGCGUCUGGCCGGUGGGCCUGGUCGGCGGACUGAUGGUGGAGCGACCCCUGCUCAACGAGGAGCGCACCCAGGUGACGGGCUUCAAUGCCGCCUGGCGACCGGAGCGCCCGUUCCCCAUCGACAUGGCCGCCUUCGCCAUCAGCAUGGACCUGUUCAUCCGCAAUCCGCAGGCCAUGUUCUCGUACGAGGUGCAGCGGGGCUACCAGGAGAGCGAGAUCCUGCGCCACCUGACCACGCGGGACCAACUGCAGCCGCUGGCCAAUGGCUGUCGGGAUGUGCUCGUCUGGCACACGCGCACCGAGAAGACCAAGCUCAACGCCGAGGAGGCGCUGCUCAAGAAGGGCCAGCGAUCCGACGGCGGCAUGGAGGUCUAACCUCCGCGAUGUAUACAUAGUAUACUUAGCCAGCCCCUCGCCUAGUGAAUUUACUUACUGUGUUCGUCUCCAAAAACUAUGGGGGUGUCACACUGUAUCUUUAUCCCACAUCAAAAUGUUCCCCCAAAGUUUAACUUCUUUGUCAUUUAACACAAAUAUCCUUAACUUUGUAAAAACUGGUUUAAUUGCAGCUCAAUUAUGUUAGGCAAAAAGACAAGCUUUGUAAAGUGCAAUUUUAUUUUAGGAUUUAGAUCGUUGUAGUUGAUGAAAUUAAAUUGACAAAGCAGGAGAUUACAAACCAAAGGAUAUUUUUUGUAACACCCCUGAGUAUUAGCGCAAAUUUGAUUUAUAAAAAUACUACUAGUUGUACAAUGCUCAAAUCAAAGUUGUAACAUAUCUGUGUAAGGUAGUCCCUAGUCUAUCAGCAUGAUAGUCAUCUUCAAACCGUAUCAGAUAUCAAAUCAUUUUACCUCAGAAAACGAAAGCCCCAAAUCGUGCCUUCCGUUUACAGUGCAUAAAACGAAUUUUCCGAAUAAAGUGGUACCCUUUUAAUCAUA